Branchiostoma floridae (Florida lancelet) is the source of this 2338-nucleotide messenger RNA. Its product is annotated as diacylglycerol O-acyltransferase 1-like. Gene Ontology annotation, biological process: triglyceride biosynthetic process. Gene Ontology annotation, cellular component: endoplasmic reticulum membrane. The record is from RefSeq and is a predicted model, not a curated record. Bases 39 to 1532 code for a protein of 497 amino acids. Gene Ontology annotation, molecular function: diacylglycerol O-acyltransferase activity. Lineage: Eukaryota; Metazoa; Chordata; Leptocardii; Amphioxiformes; Branchiostomatidae. The transcript is spliced from 17 exons.
AUCAUGCCCAUCGUGCAUUGCGUUAGGUCAUAGGCCAUAUGCAAAUGAGCAAAAUGGCAACAACCGCGGAAGAUCGAAAGCUUCUCCACCGUCGGACGAAGUCGACGUCUUCGGUGGAGGAUAAAGAGAAGCUUAGAAAGCAAAAGGAAGCAGAGAAAGACAGACGAGAGUUUUAUGAAAAGCCGAUUCACUUUCCUUCAGAGUCUCUCUUCAGCACUGGCAGUGGCUACAACAACUACAGGGGUGUUCUCAAUCUGUGUAUUGUCUUACUGGUGCUGACCACAUCUCGAGUGGCACUGGAAAACUUGAUUAAGUAUGGUAUCCUGAUAGAUCCAGUGUCCUGGGUGACAAUCUUUGUGGCAGACCCCUACAACUGGCCUUGUGUGAUACUCAUCGCAUGUUCCAACAUAUUCAUCUUAGCAUCAUUCCAACUAGAGAUAUUGCUGCUGAAGGGUUGGUUGUCAGAAAUAGUGGGGAGAUGGAUGCAUGUUAUCAACUGUGUUGCCAUCCUGGUGUUUCCUGCCUCUGUUGUUCUCACAGUAGAACCUGGACCAGCUGGUGCUUCUUAUGCACUGUUUGUCUACACGUGUGUGUUCCUGAAGACAGUGUCGUACAUUGCCACCAAUCACUGGCUGCGGUACCAGUACAAGUCAUCGGGUCAGCGUAAGGCUGGCAGGAGGAAGCCUACUAAGAGUGUUGGUGAUGCAGGUGAUGCAAAUGGUGCAGAACAGAACUUGGCCAAUGGAAAACUAGAGACUCAACUGGUGACAUAUCCAGACAACUUGACACUACAAGAUCUGUACAGCUUCAUGUUGUUCCCUACCCUGUGCUACGAACUCAACUUCCCUAGAACCCCACGAAUCCGUAAGAGAUUCCUGCUGAAACGCUUGGCAGAAAUGUUUAUGCUUCUUCAACUGAUGCUGGGCUUGAUUCAACAGUGGAUUGCCCCCCUGCUUCACAAUGCCAUCAAGCCAUUUGUGGACAUGGACUUGCCAAUGAUGGUGGAAAGAAUCAUGAAACUUGCUAUCCCCAACCACUUCAUCUGGCUCAUCUUCUUCUAUUGGUUCUUCCACUCCAACUUGAACGUGCUGGCCGAGAUAACGCAGUUCGCAGACCGCACCUUCUACAGGGAUUGGUGGAACUCUGAGUCUGUCCCAUACUUCUGGUCAAACUGGAACAUACCAGUAUACAGGUGGUGCAAAAGACACUUGUAUCAGCCCUUGAUGCGCAGAGGCUACAGCAAAUUGUUGGGACAAAUCUGUGUAUUUGCUACUUCAGCUUUUUUUCAUGAAUACCUUGUGAGUGUUCCUCUGAGGAUGUUUCGCUGGUGGGCCUUCAUGGGAAUGCUGAUGCAGGUUCCCUUUGCAGUGUUUGUGUCGAAGUUUUUGACUGGACCAUAUGGAAACAUGGCCGUGUGGGUGUCUCUGAUUGUUGGACAGCCCUUUGCUAUCCUUAUGUACCUGCAUGAUUACUACGUGAUCAACCACCUGCAACCACCUGUAGGGCAGAACAUUACCAACGCAGGGCUGUGAGGUUGGCUGUGGAGUCUGACAGCUACAGAUGUUUUAGUGUUUGGUUAAAGACUCACACAGUUGAACCUGGAAAGUCACCUACUCUUAAUGGGAAUAUGGCACAUUUGUUGAUGGAUUGUUGGCCAUUUCCCCACAAAACACCACUCACUCACAUAAGAAUAUUCCUCCCCUCUUUUGAUUGUGUGAUUGUUGGAAUCAUUACAAUUUUGAAGGCAAGGAUGUUUUCAUGAGAGUGUGGUGCAUCCAGGGGUGGUUGAGGUCUCAUAUCAAUUCACAAAAGUAUUACAUUGAUUAUGUUUACACAUACAGGUGUUAAAAUACACUAGAUACAUUACUCAAGUAACUGGGUGGAUUUUUGAAAUGGUCAGCUGUUUCAGACACUAUGAGCUGUGCUUUGUCAAAGACUGAACCAGAAUUUGGAGCCACUCUGGUUCAAUCACUCACUGGAAUACCUUCUGAACUCCAUAUUUUGGUUCAGUCACUGACAAAAGAAGUUGAUGCUGUCUGAAACAACAGACUUUUUCCAAAAUCUAUCCACCAGUUGCAUGAGUAGCUGUUAUCUUAUGUGAAAGGAGUGUUGUUCAAGACCCAUAGUUACUCUUUCAAAUAAUUUGCAGUGUUGAUUUUCCUGUGUCAUUGAUAUUUUCAAUGGGUCAAACUGGUUUUUGAUGUUGCUAUGUAAUCCAGCUUAAUGCUGCUUAUCAUUCCAGAAAAAGCUUUGAAGAAAUAUUAUUCAGUAAAUUAAGGCAAUAUACACAUGUACAACCCCAUAUAUAUAUAUAUAUAUAUGAAUGUUUCUAGUUUUC